Messenger RNA from Bicyclus anynana (squinting bush brown), 1704 nucleotides. RefSeq lists its product as uncharacterized. NCBI's taxonomy places the organism in Eukaryota, Metazoa, Arthropoda, Insecta, Lepidoptera, Nymphalidae. The record is from RefSeq and is a predicted model, not a curated record. The transcript is spliced from 8 exons. Bases 165 to 1118 code for a protein of 317 amino acids. Gene Ontology annotation, molecular function: hydrolase activity, hydrolyzing N-glycosyl compounds.
ACAACUUGGAAUCGGAAUGAUGUAUCGCAUUUUGUUUUUGUUCGAUCGUUCCCUCCUCACUCCUCAGUCCUCAUUCAGUCUGCAACUGAACGCGGCAUUAUUACAACACUGUUGGAGAUAUUUAGAACACUUCUCGGUUAUUAUUAAGGAUAAGAUAAGGAACAAUGCAGUGCCAAAGGGACACGUCGCCGAAAGUGAUCAUAGACAACGACGCAGGCGGGGACGAUGCUAUGGCAAUAUUUUUAGCGUUACUGUAUGAAAAACACUAUAAUGGACCAAAGAUAAUCGGAUUGACAACCGGAAACGGAAACACCAACGAAGACAACGUCUGCAGAAACAAUCAGCGAAUAUUACAAGUUGCUAAAAGACAAGAUGUCCCAAUAUACAGAGGUAGUAAAGAAUCCAUGGUGACAACACCUGCUACUGUGGCGUAUUACGGGAUAGAUGGUAUGGGUGAUGUGGAUGAGGUUGUAACAGGAUUGGUUGAGCCAAAAGAGCUUGGAGCUAUCGAAGCUUUAAUCGAACUAUCAAAAACUCAUGAAGGUCAACUAACUGUGAUAACUCUGGGCACUCUAACAAAUGUUGCCAUGGCGCUAAAGCUGGACCCUAAUUUUAUAAAUAGAUUAUCUCAAUUAUACAUUGCCGCAGGUCAUGUACAUGCUGAAGACCUGCAGGUGUUAACAGCGCCAGAGUUCAACGCCCACAUGGACGUGGAGGCGUACCACGUGGUGCUUCAACACGCCACCCCCGACAAAGUGACCAUCUUCCCCUUCUCGCAGACUAUACGCUAUCUGAGCUUCAGUAGGGAAUGGAGAGAAGAUGUUUUAGGAGCAAUCGAUACCGACAUAAUCAGAGCACAGAACAAGUAUGAACAAGUUGCAUUGAAAAAAAACGUUGAGUGGCAGGCCCUGGACCCAGCCGCGGUAGCUAUCGCCCUCAACCCGGAAUUGGUCGAAGAAUAUAAAUAUUCUAAAAAUGGCAUUACAUUAUGUGGUAGUCAACGAGGUAUGAAUACCAACGAGUUUGUCGAUAAAAAGGACGCCAACGUGAGGGUAGCUUAUAAUGUAAACAAAGAAAAAUAUCAACAGUUUCUUUUAGACAUAUUUGCUCGUGAAUAGUGCUACAAGAAGAAGUCAAUAAUCACCAUAUUAGCCGAUGGACGUACACUGCUGUAGGCUUAUAAUGCGUCUACGAAAAUGUAUCAUCUCGUGUAAGAGAAAGUUUUAUUGUCAUUGUGGAGUCGAACAUAUCACUUUCUGCUUUGUCCUGACGCAACGAAAGGAAUUAUAUUUUAUACUAGCGGACGCCCGCGACUUCGUCCGCGUGAAAUUUAGUUUUUCACAAAUUCCGCGGGAACCAUGGAUUUUUCCGGGAUGAAAAGUAUCCCGGAAAAUAUAGCCUAUAAGUUAAUCCAGAGUAAAAUUUAUUUCCAAUUUAAAUUUCAGCCAAAUCGCUUCAGUAGCCGCAGUGUAAAAGAGGAACAAACAUACUUACACACUUACACACAAACUUUCGCCUUUAUAAUAUUAGUGUGAUUAGUGUGAUUUUAUUACGCCGUUAUUUGUGGACAAUAUGUCUCUCUUUUUACGAGAUAUCUCGUAGCGCACAUCCUAGGCUUACUGGCAGCUACAUACUUGCUGUAAAAAUUCCCAACACCGUGGUCAGCAUCAUCCAGACGAUCCCUGUAACCAGCUGGAUGUCUUC